GCUGCUUCUUGCCUUUUUCAAUUCACACACUCAUCAGUUUCCGAAUAUAUUUUCUCUCUUCUAUCAGUAGAUUGUUACUGUUCCGAGAAUGGCAGCAGGGGGCGUUCGCCAGAGCGAAGGGUUUCAGAACAGCCUCGAAAUCGAAGAUCUUGCUCGUUUUGCCGUCGAUGACUACAACAAGAAGCAGAAUGGAUUGUUGGAACUUAAGAAGGUAACGAAUGUGAAGGAGCAGGUGGUGGCUGGGACCAUGUACUAUAUAACUCUGGAGGCGGCCGAGGGUGGGCAGAAGAAAGUGUAUGAGGCCAAGGUGUGGGUGAAGCCAUGGAUGAAUUUCAAAGAAGUCCAGGAAUUCAAGCUUCUUGGCGAUGCUUGACUUCGCUUCUUGCUAAUCAGGUUGCGCCGGUUUGUAUAAUAAAAACAAUGCAGUUUCUUUGGCUGCUUGGAACUUGAGGCACAUGAAUUGGAGUUGGGAAUAGGAACAGAUUGAAUAUAUAUAUUCACAGUUUCUGUUUUCUGUAUCGCUUCUUGUGGCCUCAAGUUCAAUAACAUCAGUUUGAAAAGCAUCUGAUUUUCUAACUUGAUGGUACUUUGUGAUGUAGAUUAGAAGGCAAUGGAGUCUGGGAUUAUGUAAUGUUCGCGUGUUGUAGUUAUAACUUGUGAUUGCAGUGUAUGCUACACUACUGAUGUGGAAACUGCAGUAAUGUUAAUAUGUGGUUGUUGCUUA
Sesamum indicum (sesame) is the source of this 724-nucleotide messenger RNA. RefSeq names its product cysteine proteinase inhibitor A. Lineage: Eukaryota; Viridiplantae; Streptophyta; Magnoliopsida; Lamiales; Pedaliaceae. Gene Ontology annotation, molecular function: cysteine-type endopeptidase inhibitor activity. The record is from RefSeq and is a predicted model, not a curated record.